UUGUGUAUCAUUUGAAAGUUGUUUACAAUAUUCAUACACUACUUUUUGACUUGCCAUUGUUAAGUUGUGUUAGUCGGUGGUUUUAAUGACGAGUUGAAAGUUAAAAUCGGGACUAAACUUGCAUUUUAUCCGGUCACGGUCAAGUUUUACCAGAUAUGACCGGUGUGGAGGAUGUACCAUUGCGCCGCGGCCACCCUGAUUUGAGCUCAUUCGAGGAGGUCAGUCCUAAAACGAAUGGGCUGGCACCCUGUGCUGUAGAGGAGGAGCUUGAACCUGAGCUGGACCCAGUCCCAGAAGGGGCUCGACCCAUCCAGAUCGUGAUAGCCAGUGAGGAUGAUCAUAAAUUUGAGUUGGAUGCCACUGCUCUGGAAAAGAUCCUAAUGCAGGAACAUGUCAGGGAUCUCAAUGUUGUUGUGCUGUCUGUGGCCGGUGCCUUCCGGAAGGGAAAGUCAUUCCUACUGGAUUUCAUGCUACGUUACAUGCACAGUCAGCCAUCUGAGUCAUGGAUGGGAGGUGAUGAUGAGCCAUUGACAGGUUUCUCAUGGAGGGGAGGAUGCGAGAGAGAGACCACAGGAAUCCAGGCUUGGAGUGAAGUGUUUGUUGUGGAAAAGCCGGAUGGAACUAAGGUGGCUGUUUUGUUGGUGGACACUCAGGGAGCGUUUGACAGUCAGUCCACCAUCAAAGACUGCGCCACUGUGUUUGCUCUAAGCACCAUGACCAGCUCUGUACAGGUUUAUAAUCUUACUCAAAAUAUACAAGAAGAUGAUUUGCAGCAUCUCCAGCUAUUCACAGAAUAUGGUCGACUUGCAUUGGAGGAGAUCUAUGAGAAACCAUUUCAGAAACUGUUGUUUCUGAUCAGAGACUGGUGUUUCCCUUAUGAGCACAGUUAUGGACUGCAUGGAGGAAAUGGUUUCUUGGAGCGGAGAUUAAAGUUGAAGCCAAAUCAACACGAAGAGCUGCAGAACGUUAGGAAGCACAUCCAUGCUUGUUUCUCCAGCGUCGACUGCUUCCUUCUGCCACAUCCAGGUCUAAAGGUGGCAACCAACCCACACUUCGAUGGCAGACUGAGAGACAUUGAUGAAGAGUUUAAAAGGGAGCUGCACAAUUUAGUGCCUUUAUUAUUGGCACCAGAGAACCUGGUAGAGAAAGAGAUUGGCGGAGCCAAAGUCACUUGCAGAGACCUACUAGAGUACUUCAAGGCAUACAUUAAAAUCUAUCAAGGGGAGGAGCUUCCACAUCCUAAAUCUAUGUUGCAGGCGACUGCUGAAGCAAACAACUUGACAGCUGUCGCAGGAGCAAAAGACACCUAUAGCAAAACUAUGGAGCAGAUAUGCGGAGGGGACAAACCGUACAUCGCCCCCAUCGACCUCCAGCGCUAUCAUGAAGAACUCAAAGACGCCUCUGUCAAGCAAUUUUCUGCGGUUAAGAAAAUGGGUGGUGUUGAGUACAGUCAGCGCUACCAGCAGCAGCUGGAGACCGAGCUGGAUGAGGUGUACACGAAUAUCGUGAAACACAACGAAAGCAAAAACAUUUUCUAUGCAGCGAGAACUCCGGCCACACUCUUUGCGGUCAUGUUCGUCGCCUACAUGGUCUCCACUGUAACGGGCUUUAUCGGCUUGUCGUUCAUCUCGGCAUUGGCCAGUCUUGUGAUGGGGGUGUCGCUGCUGUCAUUGUGCGCCUGGGCGUACGCAAGAUACUCAGGAGAAUAUCGAGAAGUGGGCGUGGCUAUAGAUCUUACAGCAGAGGCUCUGUGGGAACAGGUGCUGAAACCACUUACAGAGCAAUACAUGCAAGACAACGUCCGACAGACUGUAGUAAACUCUAUAAGAGCCACGUUAACAGAUCAGUUGACACAGACAACAAAGUUGAAGGUCAACUGACAGUUUGCGACGCCUUUUUGAACAAGCAGUGCUUUUAGUUUUCCUUUGAUGUUAUUUUCUUAGACUGGAGACUCUAACUAAAGUUUACAGCAUAGUUUACCCUGAACAAUUAUGCAUACACAUACAUUCACAUUUACAAUUCAGAUUACAUAAUAUAAGAAGAUAAACAUGCAGGUUUGGUUUUUGUGAAGUUAGGGGUUUAUUUAGGAAAGUGCUACAAACGUUUGGCAACCUAAACACUAGAUCUGUAAUCCCUUAUACACUUAAUAGUCAAGUCACUGGUUUUAAACUGAGUAAUAUAAGAGAUUUUAUUUUAAGAUUUGAAUUUUACACAUACAGUUGUGAAACUCGUGCUGGAUUUCUUGCAACUUGUUUUUAGAGCCGUUCAGGAAUGCUGAAGUCGUAAAUCUAUCCGAAAAUCCCCUUAAGCGGCCCACUUUCUGUACAGUGUUGUUUUCGACUGUAUCAUAGUCUCAUGCAUGUAAAUGAGUGUACAAAUAUCAUUGCUACUAUUGUAGAUCAUAAAUGGGUUUAAGAGAGAUGUUUUGAGAUGAGUAUGACUGUGAUGUUCUGUUUGCCUUGAUUUGUUUUAAAGUUAAGAGCACCAUGCAUUGUGCACAGCUUUGUGAUGUAUGGAAGUGCUCAUGGUUUCACUUGAUUUGUCUUUUAAGGUCCUGUAAUUUAUUUUUUAAACGAUUAAAAUAUUUAAACUGUU
Misgurnus anguillicaudatus (oriental weatherfish) is the source of this 2595-nucleotide messenger RNA. RefSeq names its product atlastin GTPase 2 (gene atl2). NCBI's taxonomy places the organism in Eukaryota, Metazoa, Chordata, Actinopteri, Cypriniformes, Cobitidae. Gene Ontology annotation, molecular function: GTP binding; GTPase activity. The record is from RefSeq and is a predicted model, not a curated record.